Molecule: messenger RNA, 1810 nt
Organism: Salmo salar (Atlantic salmon)
Lineage: Eukaryota; Metazoa; Chordata; Actinopteri; Salmoniformes; Salmonidae
Source: RefSeq, a predicted model, not a curated record
GCGAUAUUAGUAUCGUAUUUUGAUUUUGUGUUUCUGGUAACUAUAGUGACAACCCCCUCCCUCCUCACUCGGGCUUCUGCGUUGUGAACGAGCACGUAGAAACGUGACUUCAAGAUCGUCGUGAACGAGCACGUAGAACCGCGACGUUGCCGAGGCUUCAAGAUGGCGGAAGCCUUGACAAGUCAGGAGGAACUGGCGGUGGAGGAGUUUCUGAGUGAGGUGCGCAGCAGGGAACAUCCCCGCAGCGCAGCCCUGGUCUCCCAGCCAACCGCCGUCAAGUUCCUGAUGGCGCGCAAGUUCGACGUCUCCCGAGCAAUAGACCUCUUCCAGGCAUACAAGAACACGAGGAUUAAAGAGGGCAUCUUCAACAUUAACCCAGAGGAGGAACCUCUCCGCUCUGAACUGCUCAGCGGAAAGUUCACCGUCCUGCCUGGUCGUGAUGCUAAGGGUGCAGCUCUGGCUCUGUUCACCGCUCGUCUCCACCGCUCUGACGUCACUACCCAUAGGGCUGUGCUGCAGGCCAUCAUCUUUCAGCUGGACAAAGCCAUCGAGAGUGUUGACACCCAGAGAGAUGGUUUAAUUUUCAUCUAUGACAUGACCAAUUCCAGCUAUGGGAACUUUGACUAUGAGCUCUGUGUCAAGAUCCUCGACCUCCUCAAGGGUGCGUUCCCAGCGCGUCUGAAGUGUGUGUUCAUCGUGUCGUCUCCUCUCUGGUUCAGAGCUCCCUUCGCCGUCCUCAGACUCUUCGUACGUGAGAAGCUGAGAGAGAGAGUGUGUACAGUGAAGGCCCACGAGCUGUCCAAUUACAUCCCAGUCUCUUCUCUUCCGGAGCACCUGGACGGAACCUCCCAGUACAGCCACGUUGCCUGGAUACAGUCCUGCGUCAACGCUCACACCGCCCCGGGCGACUCGCGCGCACACCCGCACGACACGCACGACUGCGUGGGUAGCCUGUUGCUCUCCUACAGCCUGGAGCCUCGCAACGCUAACGCCGCCGCUACGUUAGCCGCUACUCAAACCUCCAUAGGCUCCCAUUCGGAUUCGCCGCUGCCGUUAGCCUCCGAGCUAGCGUUAGCCGCUACGGCUAACUCCAACUGCUACGACGAUAGUAAUGCUAACCCACACGUCCACUGUGGUACAGUGAAUGGCAGGACUCGAAGCCAGGCCCAGAACAGCCCCCGGCGCUCUGGAUCACAGAGGAGCCACCAACACCGGAACGGUUCUGCUGCCCCCGCCCCAGUCGGACACGCCCCAGACACACCCCUCCGCCGCAAAGCAGUAGGAAUGACGAUGAGUGACGGGUCGGAAACCCUCGACGACGGAACGGCGAACGAGGGAAAGAGGGAAGGAGACGAGGAAGAGGAUGAGGUAGAAGGGGUGCCUCCUCUCCCUCAGAAGUCUCUCCCGCGCAACCCUCAACCCCCGCAGUCCCAGUGCCCGUCACUCUCGCCGUCGUGCGGCACGUCACAGCCGGACGUGGACCCUUGUCCCCAGGAAGAGGUGUCCGUGCACGUGCCUGACGGGGUAGGGAUGAACGUGUUGGAGCUGGUGGAGCACGUCAAGAAGAGGAAGAAGAAAGGAAUCUACCAGGAGUAUGAAGAGAUACGCAAGGAGCCUCCUACUGGUAGCUUUGACUACAGCAAGAAGCUGUCCAAUCAGAUCAAGAACAGGUACAGUGAUGUCCUCUGUCUGGACCAAUCACGUGUCAGACUCUGCCAGCUCUGUGAUGAUGAGGACGAGACGUCAGACUACAUCAAUGCUAGUCUUAUGGACGGCUACAAGAGGAGAAACGCUUAUAUCGCAACUCAGG